Molecule: messenger RNA, 5760 nt
Organism: Closterium sp. Naga37s-1
Lineage: Eukaryota; Viridiplantae; Streptophyta; Zygnematophyceae; Desmidiales; Closteriaceae
Source: the annotation of a GenBank genome assembly
GCGCUGUUCCUGCAGCUGAGGGGCGCGGAGCGGAAGAGGGGCCACGUGGAGGAGACGGUGCAGCUGCUGCAGCAGCAGAUGGCGCAGCAGCGACUCUUGCUGGAGCAAGAGCAGCAAGCCAAGGAGAGACUCCUCUUGCAGCAGCAACAACUGCAGGAGCAGCAGGAACAGCAACAACAACAGAAGGGGCGGCGGCACCACCACCACCACAGGCACCGAAGGCACAGGCAUGAUGACGAGGACGAAACAGAGGAGUCUUCAAAUGGGAGUGGAGACUCAGAGGAGGACGACGAUGAUGACGAUGAUACGGAAGAGGAGGAGGAUGAGGAUGAUGAGGAGGAGGACGAGGAGGAAGGAGGGCGCAUGUCGCGGAGUGAGCUGAGUGCGGUGGUGAGAUCUCUCAAAGAGCAGGUGGCGGGGAUGGACGCUCUGGCGGGGGAGGUGCGGGCGCUGAGAGAGAAGGCGGAGAAGGCGGAGAAGGUGGAGAAGGUGGAGGCGGAAGGGAAUGGGGCGGGGAAGACCAAGGAGCAGGAGCAGCGAGAGCAGCAGCGGGAGCAGCAGAGGGAGCAGGAGCGGAAGCGGCAGGAGGAGGAGGUGCGGGUGUUGAGGGAGGUGGUGGGGGAGUUGCAGAGGGACGUGCGGGGGGUGCGGGAGCAGGGCGAGCAGCGCAACUCGUCACUCAUGCUGCUGCUCGAGGCGGAAGAGAAAUAUUCGAAAGCUGCAGCCAAGGCGGCGUCAGCAGCAGCGUCGCUGGACGAGGCGCGCUCGCACAUCGCAGACCUGGAGGACCGGGUGACGCUGCUGCAGCAGCAGGAGCAGCAGCACGAGCAGCAGCACGGCCGGGAGUUCAUGCAGCACGAUCAGUCAGGGUCAGGCACACACGCGCUGACCGAAGCUGUUAAGACACUGCAGGCGCAGGCGGAGAUGGGGGAGUGGUGUGCGUGCAGUGGGAGGCAGUGGGGGAUGGGGGGAAGUGCUAGUCCAUUUUCCCCUCAUUCGCAUUCGCUCCUGCUCUGCCUCACCCCACGGCUCCUUUACUUUACUCCCCCAGCAGGCGCUGCAGGCGCAGGCCCUGCAGGCGCAGGUGGAGAUGUUGGAGGUUUUUGCAGGGGAGGGGGAGCAGCGGCAGCAAAAUUAGGCUUGCAAGUUUUUCACCUCAUCCUUUCCUCCCUGCCUUCCCCCCUGUUCGUUCCCCGGGGGACUACCUAUCAACAGGCCCUGCAGGCGCAGGUGGAGAUGUUGGAGGUGGUGCAGGGGGAGGCGGAGCAGCGGCAGCAGCAGCGCAUGCAGCAGGUGCAGGGGGACCAGCAGCAGCGCUGGCAGCAGCAGCUGCAGCAGCAGGGCGAGGUGCUGCGCGCAUUUGUGGAGCGGCGCUGCAACGAGGCCGUGGUGGCUGCAGGCGACACUGCAGCGCGGCACUCAGGCACGGCACCGCUGGUGGCAGCGCAGCAGGAGAUGCAGGCAGCAUUGGAGAUGCUCACAGGGCGGAUGGAGGGGGUGGAGGAGGAGAGGGCGCGGGCGAGGGAGAGGGAUAGCGAGAGGGAACAGGAGAGGGAGCGGGAGAAGGAGAAGGAGAGGGAGAUUGAGCGGCGGAAGGAGGAGGAGAGGCAUCAGCAGCUGGCAAUCCUGGCUGCAGACCUCAAGUUUCUCAGCCGUUCCUGCCUACCGUCUCUGCUCCCUCCUCUGUCCCCCGUUCUCUCCAUACGCUUCGUUUCCCCCGCUCUUAUUUCUCACCAUCAGAGCCUGCAAGUGCAGAUGGAUUGCUUGGAACUGCAGCAGCACGAGCAGCAGCAGCAGCAGCAGCACGUUUUCCUUACCUACCCGUCUUCUCUCCCCGUCUCUCCGUACCUCUCCGUUUCCCCGCCAUUCCUGCCUGCCCACCAUCAGAGCCUGCAGGUGCAGAUGGAUUGCUUGGAGCUGCAGCAGCACGAGCAGCAGCAGCAGCAGCACGUGGAGCACUCGUUGCAGCAGCGCCUGCAGCAGCUGCAGCAGCAGCAGCAGGCGGCACAGCAGCAGCUGGAGCAGCAGCAGGAGCAGCUGGAGCAGCAACGGGCGCAGUGGGAGCGGCAGCAGCAGCAGCAGCUGGAAGAGAUGAGAGGGUUGAUGGAGGCGAGGCAUGGGGAUGCUCUAGCUGCAGUGACGGCUGCUGUUGAGGUGAGAAGCUUGUUGACUUUUGAGUCGACUCAAAAGUUAUCGCAGUGGGAGCGGCAGCAGCAGCAGCAGUUGGAAGAGAUGAGGGGGUUGAUGGAGGCGAGGCAUGUUGAUGCUCUAGCUGCAGUGGCGGCUGCUGUCGAGCCGGUGCAGGAGCAGCUGAAGAGCUGCCUCGCAUCCCAGCAGCACGUGGCGCUGCUCGCUGCAACAGCAGCAGUGUCUGCGGAAAAGGCAACGGCAGUGGAGCGAGCAGCAGCGUCGGCGGCCGUAGAGUCUGCACUUGAGACAACACACCUGGCGCAGGCUGAGGCAGCAGGGAGAUCUGAAGGAGAUAAUCUUCUCAUUAUUUCUUCUUUCCCCACUCUCCCCCCCGUCAUCCGUUCCCCAUUCCCGCUCCCAGCCGGUGCAGGAGCAGCUGAAGAGCUGUCUCGCAUCCCAGCAGCACCACUGGAAGGGAAAGUAGAGGGCGUGGAAAGGAGCUUCGAAGGAGUGAAAGGGAGAGUACAAGCGGUGGAAGGGAGUCUAGAAGGGUUUGAAGGGAGGAUGCAGGAGGAAUGCGUUGCAGCAGUGGCAGCUGCAAUGGGAGGAGGAACUGGGAGGGGUUUAGCGGGGGAAGAAGAAGGGGAGAAAGGGGAGAAGGCGAGGUUGCUGGAGCAGAGGGUUCUAGAGCAAGUGGAGGAGAUUAGACGAGAGGUGGGGGAUCUGGAGGGCAGUCUGGGGAAGGUGCAGGUGAAGCUGGGGCAGGUGGUUGAGAGGACUCCGGAGGUGGGGAGACUGGAGGGAGCAGUAGAGCAGCUGGAGCAGGAGGUGAAGGACAUGCGGGCCAUGGUGAUGGGUGGUGGGAUGGGCGAGGGAGGGGCAGGGGCAGGAGGAGCAGGAGCAGGAGCAGGAGCAGGGGCAGGGGCAAGGGAAGAGUUAGUAAAGAGGCUGCGGCAGGUGGAGGUGGAGUUGAGUGCAGCAAGGGAAGCGGUGCAGGAAGUGUCUGUACGCGUGACAGAGCUGGAAGCGAGCUCUAUCACUGAAGAGGCGUCUGCUGCUGUGCAAGGCGCUGCUGUGGCGUCUAUAGAAUCCCAGGUUGCCUCGCUGGAAGAAGAGAUGGGGUUGGUGCGAGAACAGAUGGGGGUGAUGCAGGAGGGAGUAAGUUCGGUGGGGGAGCGGGUUGAGGGGAUGGAGGAGCAGGUGUUGGGGUUGGAAGGGCGGCUGGUGAUGGUGGAAUCAGGGAUGGGAGAGGGUGCCAUGGGGGGGGAUGUUGAGAGGGAGAGUGAGGGGACGAGAGAGGUUAAGGAGGAGUUAGUCUGGGUAAGGAAGGAGCUAGCAAGGCUUGACACGGGAGUGAGGGGACUGGAGCAGUCGUUGAAACAGGCUGAGGAGGUUCGGCAGGAUGCGCAGGUUCGGGAGGCGCAGGCUCGGGAAGCACUGGCUGCGGAGCUCCAGGAAGACCUGGAGCUGGCCAGGCAGAAAGGCGUGGAAGAGGCUCGGCAGGUGGCUCGGGAGGAGGUCCGGAAAGUGGGGAUAGGAAGUAGGAGAGAAGGGCUGGCAUGCGCAAACGAAGAUCCUGCCAAUGCUGAUAAUAAUGCUGAAGGAGGGGAUGAGAACGGCAGUGGUGGUUCUUCUGCCUCUGCUUCUGCUUCUUCUGCUGCAACGGUUGGAUUGUGGGAGGUAGUAUCGAGCGUACAGGUGGAGGUGAAAGAGCUAAGGACGCGGGGCUUUGCGUUAAGGGAUAGUGUGGAGGAGGUGAAGAAAGACAUGCGGAGAGAAGGGAGGACCUUCAAGGAUGCUCUGGCCCACCUUGAGACGGACCUCAAGGCGGUUCGGCGCAGCGCGGAAGAGGCUCGGGACGAGGCUGUCCGGCAGGCUCGGGAGAGCGCGGAUCGGGCGGCUGAGAGGGCGGAAAGCGCAGUGGCGGGUGCAGUGGGGGAGAUGAAUGGUUUGGUGAAGAGAUGGGGAGAGGUGGUAGGGGAGCAGAGGAAGAGAGUGGAUGAGGUGGAAGGGAAGAUGCAGCAGCAGGUGCAGGGAGUGUCUGACAAGGUGGUGGGGUUGGAAAGAGUGGUGGAGAGGAGUGGAGAGGAGUUGGCAGGGUUGCGGCAAGAGAGUGUAAAGGAGGCGGAGAGAGUAGAGAGUCUGGAGAAGAAGGUUGAGGAAGGAUUGGAGCAGGUGGAGAAGCAUGCAGGUGCGGCUUCUGCUGCUGCUGCUGAGGCUGGGAGGAAAGCUUCUGAAGGGGAAGCAGCAGCUGCUGCUGCUGUGGAAGCAGCAAGAGCAGAUGCAGCUGCACGGAUCGAGAUGCUAGAGGCCGAGAUUGGUACGAAGAUCAACGGUAUGGAGAGCGAGGUGGAUGUUGUGCGUGAGAAGAUGAACGGUGUGGAUGAGAAGGUGGAGAGCCUGGGAGAGGAGAUGGUGCAGGUGCAACUGAAAGUGGAUGGGACUGAAGAGGGGGUGCACGCUCUAGAGCUACAAGCAGGAAGUCUGGCUGAUCACGUGAAGGCAGUAGAGGAAGAGCUGAAUCUAGAGAAGCGGAGAGGGGAGGAGAAAGCAGCGGAAGACGCGUUGAGACGGUGGACAGAGGAGGAGAGCGCGAGAGAAACCGGGGCAGAUGUGGAGAGUAUAAAAGCCCGGAUUGAGGAGAUGGAGAGGUUGCAGCAGAGCCUGGUGCAGGCUCACGAGAAGGCGGUGCAGGAACUGUUAUCAGAGCAGGCGCGUCUGGUGAAAGGGCAGGAGGAGCUAUCGCAGGAGGUGCAGCGGCAGGAGGAGGAGCGGCUAGCUGCUUCCCAAACGAUGCUGGCGCGGUUGCAGGCGGAUGUGCGGGCGCUGGUGGGGAAGCUGGAGGGGGUGGUGAGGGAGGAGCAGAGGAAGAUGCGCGGGGAGGUGGCGGCGGGCGUGGGGAAGAUGGAGGGGGAGAUGAAGCGCGUGGAGGGCAAGGUGCAAGGCGUGGAAGAGCAGCUGGGGACGGCGCUUGAGCACUGCCCCUCCUAUGCCCCUCUUUUCUUCCCCCCUCAUUUCCCCUCACUCCUCAUUCCCUCCCAUUCCCUCCCGUUCCCUCCCAUUCUCCCUCGUGCCGCCCAUCCCCUCUGGCAGCAAUGCCAGCGGCUGCAGGGCACGAGCAGGGAUCACAAGGAGGACUUGGCGCGUAUAGAGGGCGACCUGCACACACUCUCCCUCUCGCACUCACAGCUGCUCGCCAAUCUCCAGGCCAAGCAGUCCAAGCAAGGUGGGCCUCCGGUUCAUGAGGUGGCACCAGCCGCGCCCGUCCAAGUCAGAGGAGGACCCGUCUCCUUCCGAGAGCCCCACCAACACUCUGGCCCGCAGAGCCUCCUUCUCCCAACUCCUGUCACCCCAACACUCUCUCCCUUCUCCAUCCUCCCUGUGUCCAACCCCUCCCCUCCCCUCGCAGGCCUUGGGUUCAUGAGGUGGCACCAGCCGCGCCCGUCCAAGUCAGAGGAGGACCCGUCUCCUUCCGAGAGCCCCACAAACCCCCUGGCGCGCAGAGCCUCGCUGCGGCCCCCCUCCGCCUCCCCGUCCCCGGAGCUCCGUGGGUCGUCCAUGUCAUCAGAUGGGAGCGGCACCACUGGCGGCGUGAUUGUACUGGGCCUCAAGUCCCCGUCUGGGGACUGA